Molecule: messenger RNA, 1072 nt
Organism: Bemisia tabaci
Lineage: Eukaryota; Metazoa; Arthropoda; Insecta; Hemiptera; Aleyrodidae
Source: RefSeq, a predicted model, not a curated record
AAAAAUUUCAAAAACCAACUGAGAGAUUUUGUAAGUAUUAUCGACUUAACUGAAUAUUCUACGCAGCUCAGGCUGUGACAAUUCUUCGUACUACAAAAUGCACAUCUGACCAUGGAUUUCCAGGGUAAAGUAGUUCUCGUGACAGGUGCGAGUGGUGGAAUCGGUACAGGAAUUGCUAAACUGUUCGCUACGCGAGGCGCAACGCUUGCUCUUACUGGUAGGGAUCUCACAAAUUUGGAAAAAGUUGCAGCAGAGUGUAAAAGGCUCAGUGGAAGAGCCCCAUUUGUUUUCAAGGCAGACUUGACGAAGGAUUCCGAGUGUAAGAACUUGAUAGAGUCAGUUUUGGCUCAAUUCAAACGUCUGGAUGUGCUCGUUAAUAAUGCAGGAAUCGCAGUGAUGGGGUCCAUGGAAAGUACAUCCAUGGAACAAUAUGACGAAGUUUUUAUCAUGAAUGUAAGAUCCGUUUUUCUUCUAACGAAGCUAGCCACGCCCAAUCUCCUUGCGACCAAAGGAUCGAUAGUUAACGUUUCCAGUCAAAGUGGUCUACGAUCUUAUCCAGGUAUUAUAGCUUAUUGCAUGUCAAAAUCAGCCAUUGACCAAUUUACACGCUGUCUAGCGUUAGAGCUUGCAUCUAGAGGUGUGCGAGUAAAUUCGGUAAAUCCAGGCAAUGUAAUGACGCAGCUCCUAAAGCGAGCUGGACUGGUGGAUACAAAGCAAUUUUUUGAAGGGUCAAAAAAGACACAUCCCCUCGGACGUCCUGGCACCGCGGAGGAAAUUGCAAGGGCAGUUGCUUUUCUCGCAAGUGAAGAGGCUAGUUUUACAACCGGUGCUACUUUUCCCGUGGAUGGAGGCAGGAGUGUUUUUGGCAUUUCUAACGCCCGAAAACUUGCCUAAAAAACAUAAGCUCAAUGUUGCACGCAUCGAUUAUGAUGGAAAUACUCUAGAUGUUUGCAUUAGAUUAUCAUGCACUGUUACAGAUUUAUUUUUAGAGUUGUAGCUAUCACAUUUAGACAUUUUUUUACAUUAUUUUCCUCUGUGCAAUAAGGAAAUCUGAAGGGAACAAAAUAACUUA